Messenger RNA from Cyanistes caeruleus (blue tit), 882 nucleotides. The record is from RefSeq and is a predicted model, not a curated record. Lineage: Eukaryota; Metazoa; Chordata; Aves; Passeriformes; Paridae.
GGUACAACCACCGUUCGCAUGUGCUUGUCCCUGGCGCGGGGACCGACCCGCGCUGCAGGGCCGCCGCUUGGAGCAUGAUGCCCAGCCCCGUGCCCGGGGAUGCCCGAGAUCCCCCGGCACAGGCUGCAGGGAGGGGCUGGCAGCCGCUCCCUCCCCACUGCACACCUGGGGCAGGCUCCAGCCCCCUGCAUCAGCCUCACGCACCCGCCGCACUCCUCCUGCUCCCGUGGGUCAUCCUGGCGUCAGCCCGGGACCGCGGGCUGGCUGUGCAGCGCUUGCUGCUGGGGCGCUCCCGUGGGACGCGUUUUAGAGGGCAAAGUUCUUAAGUUAAAGGAUGCUGGAGACUCAAAAAAAGCAUGUUUGCACAUCUUUGCCAUUGCCUUCGCCUUGGAGGUGUCGGUGGGGAAGACCAGCACGGUGAUGGCUCUGAAUAACUCCAAUAUCCUGCUGCCCUGUACCUUCACCACCUGCAUAGGCUUCCAGGACCUGGUCUUCACAUGGUAUUUCAACUCGACAGAGCUGAUUUACCACGGCAAGAUAAAGAACAAAGCCACGGAGCCCACCCUCAUCUGGCACAACCCACGGGUGGAGUUUGUCGGCUCCACCACCAAGAAGGACAACAACAUCUCCAUCGUGCUGAACAACGUGGAGUUCAGCGAUGCUGGCAAGUACACCUGCCACGUCAAGAACCCCAGGGAGAGGAACGCCCAGCACAACGCCACCAUCAUCCUCACCGUGGUCCAUAAGAUGGUGGAGACAGACAACACUGUGACACUCAUCAUCGUGGGCGUGGUGGGGGGGCUCAUCGGCCUCCUCAUCCUCUUCAUGCUCAUCAAGAGGGUGGUCCUGUUCAUCAUCAAGAAGACGCAGGACGGGAAGUGA